Molossus molossus (Pallas's mastiff bat) is the source of this 2033-nucleotide messenger RNA. It is a transcript of the gene CMTM4, whose product is annotated as CKLF like MARVEL transmembrane domain containing 4. The transcript is spliced from 4 exons. The record is from RefSeq and is a predicted model, not a curated record. Gene Ontology annotation, cellular component: membrane. NCBI's taxonomy places the organism in Eukaryota, Metazoa, Chordata, Mammalia, Chiroptera, Molossidae. The coding region runs from base 172 to 798 and encodes 208 amino acids.
AGCGGACCGAGCCGCGGCCGCAGCCGGUGGCGGGCGCACAAGAGGAGGCUGCGGGGCGGGCCGCGGGCGUUCAGUCAGGCGGCGGCGGUGGCAAUGCGGCGGCUUCGCUGAGCCCACCAGAUCCGGGCGCCGGGGACCGGCCGCGCGAGGCGGCCCGGGCCGGGCGGCGGCAUGCGUAGCGGCGAGGAGCUGGACGGCUUCGAGGGCGAGGCCUCGAGCACCUCCAUGAUCUCAGGCGCUAGCAGCCCGUACCAGCCCACCACCGAGCCCGUGAACCAGCGCCGCGGGCUGGCCGGCCUGCGCUGCGACCCCGACUACCUGCGCGGCGCGCUUGGCUGCCUCAAGGUCGCCCAAGUGAUUUUGGCCCUGAUUGCGUUCAUCUGCAUAGAGACCAUCAUGGAGUGCUCCCCAUGUGAAGGCCUCUACUUUUUUGAGUUUGUGAGCUGCAGUGCAUUUGUGGUGACUGGAGUCUUGCUGAUUCUGUUCAGUCUCAACCUUCACAUGAGGAUCCCCCAGAUCAACUGGAACCUGACAGAUUUGGUCAACACUGGACUCAGCACUUUCUUUUUCUUUAUUGCUUCGAUUGUACUGGCUGCUUUAAACCACAAAACCGGAGCAGAAAUUGCUGCCGUGAUAUUUGGCUUCUUGGCAACUGCAGUGUAUGCGGUGAACACAUUCCUGGCAGUGCAGAAAUGGAGAGUCAGCAUCCACCAGCAGAGCGCCAAUGACUACAUCCGAGCCCGCACAGAGUCCAGAGACGUGGAUGGUCGACCCGAGAUCCAGCGCCUGGACACAUGAGGACCUGCCAGAGUCCUCCUCCCUCUCAUCCUUGUGCCUAGCCUUCCAAUCAUGUUUUCUUUCCCUCAUCAAGUCAGAUUCUCAUGUGAUUAAGCUGAAUUUUGUCCUCUUUGGUGAAAGUUCGUUUUGGGAAAGAUUUAUUUUUAUUUUUAUUUUUAUUUUUAUUUAAGAGUGGUCCUAUUAGCAGGUAUGUGAGGUGGAGAGCCCCUGUACCCAGCUAUUCAAACAGAAGUGAGUGGGAGAGACCUAUGGACUCUCUAGUGUUGGGUGGCCGUGAGAGAAGCCAACCUCCCUGGCUGUCAUGUCCACUUCAGGUCUUCACUGUCCCUCCCUGAGCACAGGCUUCCCAUCUGACUCUGAGCCACCCUGUCAUGUAUUUGUGAAAAGUCAAGACUUUGGAUUAAAUGGGGGCUGGUAGGUGGGCAGAAAUCAAGGAAUGAAGGUACAAGGUUAAAACAGUCCAUCAGUAGUGAUUCCUGGGCAGCUGCCAUUGUGAGCGCCAUCAGUGAUAGUCUCACUGCCAGGAUCCUCCCCUAGUGCUUGUUUUCCAUGCCCGGGGCUUUGAGACAGCCAGCAUAGGCCAUGUGUGGUACUGAGGCUCUUGGUGAUGGUUGUAUUGGUAGAGUACUUGUCUGGGUCUGGACUUUAUGGGUAUGGGCAAAGCUGGUGUCCUAUUGGGACAGCUCCACAGGACUGCAGACAUGUGGGAGGGUCACCUUUCAUAUCCCACCUGCUGAGAAAUCACUUGAUUCUUUCUCAAAUGAAUCACCUCCCUGAAUCCCAGAUUCUCCUCCAGGAAUAUGGGGACCACCUUGUUUUUUGCUUUCCUAACUACCUUUAAUACUUUGAGGCUAAAUUUCAGAUUUUCUAUAAUUUUACCUUCUCAGGUAAAAGGCAGGAAAGAAAUUCAAUCCAUUUCACCAGCCAGAACACUUGCCCAUUUGGACUACAGGUGGGGACGCACCUUUGUUUUAGAGAUACGUGCCAAUUUUAAAUUACCUGAGAAGAGUUCUAAAGUGAUUCUGAGUAGACUUGUUUAGGAUUUGAAAAUACUUGAAUUUGCACCACGACAUCUUUUCACUGAAUUUCAGAAGGCAUGAAUUGUAGCUUUUUGUGCCUCAGGGUUAUAACUAUGAACACCGAUCUUAGAAGUUUUUGGAAAGAAUUCUGGGUAUGUCAGGUUUUGAAUUAAUUUUUGAUAAAGUGAAGAUUAUUGUGGUGAAGGAGUUAAAUGA